Paramecium tetraurelia is the source of this 964-nucleotide messenger RNA. RefSeq lists its product as uncharacterized. Lineage: Eukaryota; Ciliophora; Oligohymenophorea; Peniculida; Parameciidae. The record is from RefSeq and is a predicted model, not a curated record. The transcript is spliced from 2 exons.
AUGGGAAUUUAACACACUUGUUGUAUGAGAGAGUGUUCGAACAGAGAAUAGAAUCCUGAUUCUGAAGUGCAGGUGAUCUAGAAUUAAUAGAAUUUUAAUAUAAAACGACAGUUUUCAAUUGAAAACUAGACUUUAAAGACAACAUAGAAAGGAACAAUUUAAAUAAGUGAAAUGGAUAACACAUUUGAAAUGCUGGAGGAGAAUUAAUCGAGUAAUUUGGAAAACAACCCAGUACCAGCAUUUGUCUAAAAUAAAUAAUUUCAUUAAUCUAUGGUUCCAAGGAGAGAAAAUCGAUUUAUGUAAGACAUCGAGUGUGAAGUCAGAGAAAGAAUUAAGCAAAUAUAUAUUUAGGAUAAAUUCGAAGCAUUAUAAUCACAUUAUUCUGAAUUAAAUCAUUAAUAAAAUCCAUCAAAAUCUAAUGAGUGUUCCUCCAAAGUUCCUAAUUAUAAUGAAUCAAAUAGUAACCUAAAUUUUCCCUUUAAUUCAAGUCUAGGCAUUGAAAAAUUGUAAAGCACACAAUUAGAAUGCAUCACAGUUCCGCAUAAGGAGAUGAGAGGAAUAUUAAAAAGUGAUUCGUCUUAAAAGUAUUCUUAAUCGUUAGAUGCAAAAACUGAGAAAGCAAUCAGUAAUAAAAAAAGGGUUCACUUCUCUUAGGAUACUAAAUUCAAGACUUAAGAUGCAACCCAUUUGUUUAAAUGGAGAAACUUAAGAAAUAUAUGAGUUAUUUAUUUUAUUCUCAACCGUAUAACCAUUUAUGUAUCAAAUUAAAACUUAGCAAACAUUGUUUUAGGUCAACCAAUUGGACCAAAUUCAUAAGGAGUGAUGAAUGCAAGUCUACAUUGAUGGGUUUCUUGAGUUAGUAAAAUGCAAUUAGAUUAAAAUAUAAUAGAAUAGAUGAAAGUAUUGAAAGUUGGGAACUUAUUUGGGGGAGUUUUAAGAGAAGAUCCAAAAAGGGUAGGAAUCC